Messenger RNA from Trypanosoma cruzi, 444 nucleotides. RefSeq lists its product as uncharacterized. The transcript has a single exon. NCBI's taxonomy places the organism in Eukaryota, Euglenozoa, Kinetoplastea, Trypanosomatida, Trypanosomatidae. The coding region runs from base 1 to 444 and encodes 147 amino acids. The record is from RefSeq and is a predicted model, not a curated record.
AUGACGUACAGUGUUAGAAAACUGAGACUCCUGGUGGAUGAUCCGGGCGGCACAUUGCGGGAUAACUUGGCCAUUGCACAGUCUUUUUUUGCCGCCGAGGAUGACAGAGAGUUGGAGGAGUUCCGCAGUUUGAUGGAUCUUGAGGUGCACUACGCCAACUUUUGGGGUGUAGCGCGUGGUCCCCAUGCCGCGCUCGCUGUAUUUGACAAUGAGCGUUCUGCCUUGCGUCUUACAUGGCCAUCACGGGUGAUGGCACUCACAGCCAAUACCUUUGAGCGGCGUGGCUAUGUGCAUUUUCUGUCGGGUGGAGUGGCGUCGAUCCCGGGCAUUGGAAACUGGUUGACACGGUUCACGCAAAGUCGCGUGCGUGAGUCAUUGGUGGUGAAGGACGGGAAGGUUAAAUUUCGUGACCUGAGCUUUGAGUGGGGGCUUGCUGUUCAUUGA